AUGGUGGAAGAAGUAGUUGGUUUAGAUGUGUGGGAAUCCAUUAAAACAUCAUCUGUUGGAGUUAUUCUGAGGCUGAAAGAGCUGAAUUAUACCUGGUCAGCCAAGGCGGUUCAUCAUUUACUUACAAACCAAUUGGUGGUUAAUAAUAUCCAUGAGAUAUGGUCUGCUAUAGAAGGUCAGCCAAUUAGGUUUUCGCUAUAUGAGUUUGGUGAUAUUACGAGUUUAAAUUGCGAGCCUUUCAACAUAAAUGACGAGGUGGAGAUUGAUCAUAAGCCAUUUUGGGAAGAGCUUGGUGUCUCUCCUUCACAUGGUCCUAUGCUUUCUGAGUUGCAGUCGUUGUUCACUAAAAUUAGGAAUUGGUCGUUUGAGAAGAGAAGAAUGAUUGGUUUACUAUGUGUCUUGUCUAUUGGAGUACUUGGCAUCUCUCCAGACAGUAGAAUUCCUUUGGAUCAAGCAAAGAGAGUCCUAGACAUAGAAGCAUUUGACAGAUACCCUUGGGGGCGUGUGGGAUUUUCUAGCCUGGUAAAUUCAGUGAAAAUUGUUUCAUAUGAAGGAAGGAACAAGUAUACACUUCGCGGAUGCGUACACGCUCUCUUCAUCUGGGUGUAUGAGUCGAUACCUGGUAUUGGGCAUGAAUAUGGGAAUCAUAUUGAGGGUAACCAAGUUCCUCUUCUCUCCUGGUAUGGAUCUCGUGGUCGUAUAAACUGGGAUGAGUUUUAUAAAAAGGAGAAAAGUCUCCAUCUGAAGGUACGAGUCAGACAUCUCAUUGUCAAGCAAGAAGCUGAGAUAUACCCUCAAUGGCCAGAGGACAAGGUUGAUGAUGAUCUUCACAACUUGAUCACAUACAUUCUACAUGGUGAGCUCGAUGAUACGUAUUGGAACUUGAACUCGCGUACUGCACCAGUACCAAACAAAGAGAAAAGGAAAUUGGUGAGUGAAGAACAAGAGUGUAUGAAAAAAAAAUGCCAAAAGAGAGGACAUCCACUCAUGCUUGUGGAUCCAGCCUUAACUCAAGUCGAGAUGAUACAUUCCAACUUGGCCUAA
Molecule: messenger RNA, 1044 nt
Organism: Brassica rapa (field mustard)
Lineage: Eukaryota; Viridiplantae; Streptophyta; Magnoliopsida; Brassicales; Brassicaceae
Source: RefSeq, a predicted model, not a curated record